Pieris rapae (cabbage white) is the source of this 2082-nucleotide messenger RNA. RefSeq names its product serine proteinase stubble-like. The record is from RefSeq and is a predicted model, not a curated record. Gene Ontology annotation, molecular function: serine-type endopeptidase activity. Bases 131 to 1696 code for a protein of 521 amino acids. NCBI's taxonomy places the organism in Eukaryota, Metazoa, Arthropoda, Insecta, Lepidoptera, Pieridae. The transcript is spliced from 8 exons. Gene Ontology annotation, biological process: proteolysis.
CCGGUGAGAGAACUUUCGCUUUCAACAUUUAAAAGCAUACAAUUUUAGUAUCAAUAAAGUAUUUAAUUUGUUAGGCAGUUUUAAUUCGGAGUAAGACUUUCAAUGGACAUUAGCAGACAAAGUUUACAUAAUGGAAAUAGUUUUUAAAAUACUUUUAAUUAUCAAAAUAAUAACAGUGACAGCCGAAAGUGAUUCAAACAAUGUGCACAUUUCAAAAGAUAUAUUAAGUGAAACGAAUAGCGCACUAUUAAGACUUAUUAACGAGAGGCGGUUUGAUGAAAAUUUAAUCAAAAAUGUCGAGAAAAAUACUGGCACCGUUAAUAAUUAUGAAGAAAUUACGGUGUUGGAGGACGGUGAAUUGAAAAGCUUAAAGUACAAGACUGCUAGACCGAUGAUACCAGUGAAAUUAAUAGUGCGUAAUGAAAGUGAUGUGACAGAUAGUGAAAUGGCAAAAAAACACAACAAACUGGACAAAACUAAAUCGAAGUUUUUUGAGGAGCUUGGUUUGAUCCCACAGACGUGUCGCUAUCGAGGAGCCAGGUAUUCCUGUGGCCUGAGUAUAUCCUGUGUCCUUGGAGGUGGCAAACCUCUGGACUUGUGUUCUGGAGGGAUGAUCUGGGCCUGCUGCGUCGACCGGGACACCACUGAAAAGCCCACGGAAAUUGCACCGAUUGUACAUAACGCCAGCGACCUGAUAGAAAUCAUCGGUUCGUUCCCUCACGACACAUACGAAACAAACCAAUUCGAAGACCCAAUCAUCAUAUACACGGAUACCCGGCCACACAAACCGGUCAUGGAACCUGAUAGACCGAAACCGGAUUGGAAUUACUUUCAUGUGAAACCUUCGUAUCACGAAACCACAACGGUUUACCCGGGUUACGAAAGUGGUGAUGAUUAUGUACCCGUGCAUGUAGCAAGACCCAGUUACCCGGGCUGUGGAGAGCAUUUCACGCGUUCCAAUCGCAUAGUUGGUGGGCAUUCGACUGGAUUCGGCUCACAUCCUUGGCAGGCUGCGUUGAUCAAGUCAGGGUUUCUGAGCAAGAAGCUCGCGUGUGGUGGCGCUCUUAUAUCUGAUCGAUGGGUCAUCACAGCAGCUCAUUGUGUCGCUACCACUCCAAAUUCCCAACUGCGCGUGCGACUCGGCGAAUGGGACGUACGUGACACGGGCGAACGAUAUUCACACGAAGAGUUCUCAGUCCAAAGGAAGGAAGUGCAUCCGGCAUAUGAGCCUGCUGACUUCAGGAACGAUGUGGCGUUGGUCCAAUUGGAUAGAGGCGUCGUGUUCAAACAACAUAUCUUACCCGUCUGUCUUCCACAAAAACAAAUGAAGCUAGUGGGCAAGAUGGCCACUGUCGCUGGAUGGGGAAGAACAAGACAUGGACAGAGUACUGUGCCAUCCGUGUUACAGGAGGUGGAUGUAGAAGUUAUACCAAAUGAGAGAUGUCAGCGAUGGUUCCGUGCUGCUGGCCGGCGGGAAACUAUUCAUGAUGUUUUUCUUUGUGCUGGAUACAAAGAGGGUGGCAGAGACUCUUGUCAAGGGGACUCCGGUGGACCUUUAACUAUGAAAUUCGAGGGGCGAAGUACCCUCAUUGGCUUAGUUUCUUGGGGCAUUGGCUGCGGUCGUGAGCACCUUCCCGGAGUGUACACUAAUAUACAGAAAUUUGUACCCUGGAUAGAUAAGCUUGUAAAUACAUAAAAUAAGCCGUGUCAGCAUUAUUGAUAGCUUUAUAAUGCAAUUUUCGUAAUUGUCAUAAUUGCGAAUCGAAAAAUACAUUGUAAUCUGAAAUUUCAAAUUAAAACUUUUUGUAAAGGUCCGUAUGUGAUAAUAAGGACUAAAUAAUAAUUAAAUUUGGUAUUUUUGAAGACAUUAUCAGGAGAUUAAUGGAUUUUAUAAAUUAAAUAUUAUGCUUAUUUAUUUCCUAGAUACAAUAUAGGAUGUUUCAUUUUUUAUAAAAGAUCUCGAAAAGAAACUUUGCGUGCGUAAUUUCAUUUAAUGAUAUUUGUAAAUAAAUAGAUAAGAAAUUUAAAACUACUGUAUUAUUAAAUUUAUAAUAAUCCUAAAUUAUUCUUAGGAUAUUACCA